Messenger RNA from Scheffersomyces coipomensis, 2781 nucleotides. RefSeq lists its product as uncharacterized. The transcript has a single exon. The record is from RefSeq and is a predicted model, not a curated record. Gene Ontology annotation, biological process: chloride transport; transmembrane transport. Gene Ontology annotation, cellular component: Golgi apparatus; early endosome; plasma membrane. Bases 218 to 2668 code for a protein of 816 amino acids. Gene Ontology annotation, molecular function: voltage-gated chloride channel activity. NCBI's taxonomy places the organism in Eukaryota, Fungi, Ascomycota, Pichiomycetes, Serinales, Debaryomycetaceae.
UGAUAUUUUCAUAAAUCAAACAGUGAACUUCUCUCAGUAAAGAAAAAAAAAAUGUGUGCAGUAUGAAAAUUACGAGUAAACUGUAAAUUAUUAUGAAAGUUGACUUUAAACUGUAUAUUUAAGCAUUUUGGCUAUGGUGUUCCAAAAUAUUCUUAAAACCCAGACCAUAUCAUAUCAUUCAAGGAUUCAUAUUAGUUGAUUGUUCAUUGAUUAGACUAUGGAACAAUUCAGUCCUACUAGAGGAUCAAAAGUUAUAUACUCCGUCGAAGAAGAUAUACCGAUAUUGCGAUAUCGGAAUCUCGAAUCAAAUCAACCUCACCAUAAUAUAAACUCAUCAAAUACAACUCGAAAACAUUAUGAAAACAAUACUUAUAUAGAUUGGAGUCGAGAGACAAUACUAACACCCAAUAAUUCAGUAUUCAUCACUAAGAAAUGGGUGGUGGUGAUUCUUCUGUCGAUCUUAAUUGGCUAUAUAACUACAUUUAUAGAUUUAACUUCAGUCUGGCUUAAUGAUUUGAAGAAAGGGUUAUGUUUCAGUAAGAUUGAUAAAUGGUCAUUAUUAAAUCCUUAUCGAACUUGUCCCGUCGAUGAUUGGUAUAAUUGGUCUCGUAUAUUCUUCCAUUCCACUAGUGUGGUAACUAAUAUCUUUGUUAAUUUUCCUAUUUAUAUUACAUUUGCAAUCAUUUGGACCUUAAUUGCUGCUUAUAUCACCAUUGGAAAGGAUCCAUUGAUUAAACAAUCCGGUAUUCCUGAAAUUAAAUUAAUCAUAUCUGGAUUUAAUUAUAAAUUAUCGGAGUAUCUUGGAUUAAGAACUUUAAUGUAUAAAACGUUUGGAUUAAUCUUAGUGGUUAGUUCAGGUUUAUGGUUAGGUAAAGAAGGUCCUUUGGUUCAUGUAUCAUGUUGUAUUUUAAAUAUCUUAUUCGGAUUCUUCUUUAAAGAUUAUUAUGAAAAUGAAGCUGUUAGAAGAGAAUUAUUAACAGCUGCAACCGCCACUGGGAUUUCAGUCGCAUUCAAUGCUCCUAUCGGUGGUGUAUUAUUCGUGUUAGAAAGUAUGCCAUCAUUCUUCAUGCCCACUAAGAUCAUGUGGAACUCAUUUGUCAUUGCUACUAUUGCCGUUAUUGUCGUUACUGGAUUUAAAGUUUUCACUGAAGGAACAAAUUUUGUGGAACAAGAUUUAUUUCUGGUGGAAUUUGGGAAUUUUAGUUGGUUAUUCUUAGAAAUCAUUCCUUUUAUUAUCUUAGGGGCUUUGGGUGGUGUUUAUGGAUAUUUAUUCACUAGUUUAAAUGCCAAAUUCUCUACUUCAUCAUUUAGAAGAAAUUUACAAUUGAAUUUAAGUAAAUUAUUCGGAGCUCCACCUGAAACUGGAAAAUAUUUGGAAAUAUUAUUGGUCUUAAUAAUCACAUCAUUAUUAAAUUUCCCAUUUGAAUUAACCAAAUUACCACUUAAUGCCUAUUUGAAAUUAUUAUUCACAGCUUGUGAUACAGGAGCAACUUCAAAUAACUUCAUUUGUCGUACUUCAAACUUGGUGACAAUUUUAAAAUUAUCAUUCAUUUUAAUCGAAGGGUUUCUAUUAUCAUGUUAUACUUUUGGAACUGAAUUACCUGGAGGUAUAUUAACUCCAUCAUUAGUAUUAGGUGCCACUACCGGUAGAUUAUUAGGUAUAAUAUCUCAGGCUUUACAAACUAAAUUCAAUUGGGAUUCAUUAGCAACAUGUACAGCUAAAUCAUGUCUUGUUUCACCUUCAUCAUAUGCCGUAAUCGGAGCAGCAGCAUUCAUGGCUGGUGUUACUAAGUUUACCAUGUGUGUUGUGGUUAUAAUCUUUGAAUUGACGGGUGCAGUAAGUUAUGUUUUACCCAUUAUGUUAGCUGUUAUGGUACUGAAGUUUGUUAAUGAUUGGUUAAUCAAUGAUAAUAUUUAUGAUACUUUAGUAAGUUUCACCAUUAAUCGAGAAGGUGCUUCUGGAAAUGAUCCAAAUCAAGGUAAAGGUCCUGGUUUAGUAAAUUUCAGUGAAUUAACUACUAUUAUAAAGAAUAAAUUACCUGAUGUUCCAGUCAAAUCAUUAAUGGUCCCUGUCAAUAAAACCAAAUGUAUUUGCUUAGUUCCAGAAGUGCAUUAUACUGUGAAUACAUUAUAUGAAUUUACCAAUGACGAUGUUCAUGAAGGAUAUCCUGUAAUUCUUAGUUAUGGGAAUCCAGUUGGAUUAGGAUAUGUAAAUAAACAAGAGUUAUUGGCCAAACUUGCCACUAUAGAAGAUACAAACUCCUACAUCAGUUUUCAAAUUAAUGAUUUGCCUAAUGUUGCAUUAUCUCAACAAUUACAUUAUGAAAGAUCAAUCAGUUCAAAUUUAUUACAAGUUGAUCUUACCGUUGAAAAAUCAAUAAUCAUCUUUAAUGAAUUAACUACCGCUAUAUUAUUAAUUGAAACAUUUGAAAAAAUGCAUUUAAACUAUCUCAUCAUUAUGGAUAGUAAUAAUCGUCAAGUUAUGAGUGGAUUCAUCGAUAGGUUUAUAGUUGCAGAAUUAAUCCAUCUGAAAUUUGCUAAAUUACAAGAUGAAUGGAAUGAAAUCUUUCAAGCUAAUGAAUUUGAUUUAGAGAAUCUUGGAGAACGUGAAUCUGAUGACUUACUAAACAUGAGACGUAACAGGUUAAGUAUAGAAUUAGUUAGUUAGUUAGCUAUUUAAUUAUAAGCUACAUUUGCAUUAUAAAGUCAUUUUGCAGUAAAUUUGGACGCGUUGAAAUUUUUUUUUGUUUACAAAAUUUGAGAUUUGGUUUUGUGUAGAAG